This is a messenger RNA of Aspergillus uvarum CBS 121591, 907 nucleotides long. RefSeq lists its product as uncharacterized. The transcript has a single exon. Lineage: Eukaryota; Fungi; Ascomycota; Eurotiomycetes; Eurotiales; Aspergillaceae. Bases 83 to 907 code for a protein of 274 amino acids. The record is from RefSeq and is a predicted model, not a curated record.
CCCGCAGAAUCUAGCCCAUCCUCUGACACGCACAUGGGGAAUCUUGUCCAAGAAGCCGAUUAUCUCUCAGAGAACGUUUCCAAUGGUCGAACAAACCCUCUCUCCUAGUCUUGUGGAAUGGCUGGAUCAACUAGAAGAGUGGAGUUUCGGAUCAGAUAUCGAUGAUUCCAGCAUCGAAAGUAUCACCCCUCUUGGCGCGUCACUAGAAGAUCUUCUGCAGAGCAACCAGUCUGCCGCCAGCAAGGCUCCUGAAUGUACACCACUUCCAGCAUCCCGAAGUUCCUCGUCCGCCUCUAGCCAGGAUGCCACGGCAAGUGCAUCAACAGGCUCCCUUCGGGUGAUCGCACGAUGCGAUACCCCUGUGGUGCCGUUGCACAUCCCGCUUCCCAAACCUCAAUUGCCACUCUCAAAGAAACAAAAGAGCCCGAGACAACAGCAACAUCCUCUCACGUAUCGACAGAGGUCCGCACCUGCACUGUCCUAUGAGGAGAUGCUGGACCGUGCUGCGCAGGCAUACCAAAUCAAAAAUGGGAAAGCCCUGGGACCAUCUCGCCUCAACAAGACGAGUAUCAUCUAUUAUGACUACUUGACCGACGACAUAUCGGACCUUGUGGAAAUCAGGGACAGCAAGCACAUUGCGCGGUUGGAGGUCAUCCCACCUGAGGUGCGCCAGCGCGUGCUGUUGGUGGAGGAUCUGUCGCGCGACACCAUUUACGCACUGCGUCAUACUUUCCGCGUCAACCCGGAAGUUUUUGAAGAGCAUCUCCUCAGUUCAGGAUACAGCGGCGCCGACUACGAUGACGCUCCGGCACUGCAGUGGAAAACGGCCCCGUUGAAAAGGUCCCACAUGAAGACGAGCAUGGUGGGAGUUAUGACGAUCAUGAUAACGACAGCCAUGGAGCGGUAG